Pocillopora verrucosa is the source of this 1085-nucleotide messenger RNA. The record is from RefSeq and is a predicted model, not a curated record. Lineage: Eukaryota; Metazoa; Cnidaria; Anthozoa; Scleractinia; Pocilloporidae.
CAGAACAAAGGCCCAGGCUUCCAUUUCGAAUAACACUGUUUACACUGGCGGAUCUUCACCUGAUCAAAUCAAGCUUCAAAUCGCGACAGAAAAUAUACCUGUCGAGAAAAUGAUUGUCUUUUUGGUCAGCAUUCUUCUAAUCACCUUCAAUGGAGUUCAAGUAGUUGAUUGCAAUUCUGAGAGCUAUUCCUUCCGCGUUUCCGAAAAUGGGGCAACGUUUACCGAAGAUGUGGAAGUGGAUGUCGACAAUCAAACCGAAGUGUUCCGUGUUCCUCAGCACAACGAUGUGGAUGCAAUGGAAAUGAUGAAUGACUUUAGAGAGGGUUUGUCUGUUUACCGAGUACCAUCAGCACGUGCCUGCUAUGUAGCUAAGCUGGAUUCAUCUUUUCCUGUGCCAGAGAAGAUGAAAGUCAACUUGGGAAAUACGUUAUUCGCAAACUUCGAUGCAGCCCAGGUUACCCAGCCGGGUGACAACAAAUUAAAAGAAAGAGCUUGGAGGGUGGUCAGUUUCGCGCAACGAUCAGCUUUGCCUCAGAAGUUUCUGGAUUUCUGUGGCAGCUUUCCAAUCUAUACCAUUGAACAAACGUCGAUUGAUUCGGCAACGAGGUCUUUAAGCAGAGGUUUUGGCCGUCGAAAGCGGAGUCAUGCUAUCAGGGAAUUUUCCUUAUGUAGUCAGGAUGAUGUGAAAACAGCGAUACGUUGUUUCCAAAAGGAAAUCAAUCGACGACGGAAAUACGCAUCUAAGGACAUUCAAUAUAGUAUAAGAUGCAAAUAUGCUACACAUUGUGGUACUUACAUUGUAGACUGUAAGCCCACAGGUAUGGGUGGUUUUACGUGUGAGAAGUUAGUUCAUUUUGUAAACUACAUUGGUUUUUGCUGUUCUUUUGUAUGUUAAUGUUAAUAUGAUUUAUCUGAAUGGGCCAAUUUAAGAUUGUAGAAACAAAUUAUACAAAGAUUCUUUAAUUCAUUGGCAGGCUGCAUUGAUAACCCCUCUAGCUAGGCAUCACUAAAAUGUGUAAACUGUAAGCUACUAUAAGGUAUUUCUAGUGAUAUUUUCGAAAUAGUAUAAGAAACGCGUAGUUUGC